Molecule: messenger RNA, 573 nt
Organism: Maudiozyma saulgeensis
Lineage: Eukaryota; Fungi; Ascomycota; Saccharomycetes; Saccharomycetales; Saccharomycetaceae
Source: the annotation of a GenBank genome assembly
AUGCUAAAAACAAUAGGUUUGAAUUCAUUAAAAACGUCGUCUAGAUUCGUAAGACUCUCUACGUGUCGUACUCUGGCUGUAACAACAAGAAGGUUGAACACUCAACAAACAAAAACUACCAUUAAUAAUGAGAAACCAAUGAGAAUUGAUAGGGAACUACCUGACCCUAGAGCUGACAGAAAGAAACAAUGGGCAGGAUUUGCUGCCUUCUCAAUUGCAGUAGGAUCAGCUUUGGCUAUCAUAUUCAACUACGAAAAGACAGAAAAUCCAAUCAUUUCUGAUACACUAUAUCAGUUACGUAAAUCUGCCACUACAAAGGAAUGGUUAGGUGAGAAUAUUGAGUUUGAUGGUAUCAUUCCUUGGGUGUAUGGCAAAUUGAAUCCUGUUGCAGGGAUCAUUAAUAUCACGUUUUAUAUUAAAGGUAACAAGAAUCAAUCAGGUAUGGUUAGAUUGGUCGCAGAUAGAGAGAAUCGUCAUGAUGAAUUUUUGAUUCAUGAAUGGAGUCUAACUGUUAAUGAUAAGAAGUUCGAUCUGUUAAGCGAAAGUUCUUCAAAGACUUUGAAUCACAAUUAA